Messenger RNA from Molossus molossus (Pallas's mastiff bat), 2715 nucleotides. It is a transcript of the gene LEPROTL1, whose product is annotated as leptin receptor overlapping transcript like 1. Gene Ontology annotation, biological process: negative regulation of growth hormone receptor signaling pathway; late endosome to vacuole transport via multivesicular body sorting pathway. The transcript is spliced from 4 exons. Gene Ontology annotation, cellular component: endosome. The record is from RefSeq and is a predicted model, not a curated record. Lineage: Eukaryota; Metazoa; Chordata; Mammalia; Chiroptera; Molossidae. Bases 142 to 537 code for a protein of 131 amino acids.
GCGCCAGUGCGAGCCGCCGGCGGAAGUGCUGCGGCUGCGUCGUGCACUUCCGGGUGUUGUCUUGUCGCCGCCGCCGCGCGUCUCUGGUCUCCUGGCCACCGCCGCCGCCUCGGUCCUGGAGCCCGGAGCGACGUCACCGCCAUGGCCGGCAUCAAAGCUUUGAUUAGUUUGUCCUUUGGAGGAGCAAUUGGGCUGAUGUUUUUGAUGCUUGGAUGUGCCCUUCCAAUAUACAACCAAUACUGGCCCCUCUUUGUUCUGUUUUUUUACAUCCUUUCGCCUAUUCCAUACUGCAUAGCAAGAAGAUUAGUGGAUGAUACAGAUGCUAUGAGUAACGCUUGUAAGGAACUUGCCAUAUUUCUUACAACAGGCAUUGUUGUCUCAGCUUUUGGACUCCCUAUUGUAUUUGCCAGAGCACACUUGAUUGCGUGGGGAGCUUGUGCACUUGUUCUCACAGGAAACACAGUCAUCUUUGCAACUAUACUGGGCUUUUUCUUGGUCUUUGGAAGCAAUGACGACUUCAGCUGGCAGCAGUGGUGAAAGAAAUUACUGAACUAUUGUCAGAUAGACUUCUUGUCAUUCGUUGGUCAUCAUGCACACAGGAAAUGGGGCAGCGAUGCUGAAUGGUGUAGCAAGCCUCCUGGGGGUAUUCUAGGUGCUCCCUUCUCACUUUUAUUGUAAGCAUACUAUUUUCACAGAGACUUGCUAAAGGAUUAAAAGGAUUUUCUCUUUUGGAAAAGCUUGACUGAUUUCACACUUACCCAUAGUAUGCUUUUUGUGGUGCCCUGCUGAAUUUAAAUAUUUAUGUGUUUCCCUUGUCUAGUUUUGUUUUUGUUUUUUAAUCAGUAUACAGUGUUAAACAUUUUUUAAAUGCAAUAACCAUUCACAUUGGUUAGGAAUUAGAUUUCUGCUGGCUUUUACUGGGCUAAAGUAUAUCUUUUAAAAUUAUUUAACCUUCAUUAUUACAAAAAGUUACAAAAGUAAGUUUUCAAUCAGUCAGGAUGACAUCACUCCCAAUUUUAUGCAGACAUUCAGUGUUGGCAUACCUUAUAGACUAUAUACUCAGUGCAAAUAUAGCUGCAUUUUUAUACCUCAGAAGGGCCAAGUAUUAAUGCCCAUGCCAUCCAUAAUGGUUGCUGGUUUUGCCAGUAAAGAGGUGUUUUGUGAAUUGAAAUUAUUUCAUGGAGUUGCUACAGAGGAGUGCUUUUCUUCUGAAUUGUUUGAAGAAAUUUUUGUUAAACUUUAAGGGUGUAAAAACAAAUUUUUGAGAUACGGUUUUUAUUUAUGUUUUUGAUAAAGAGUUGCAUUGUGGGAGGAAAUAAUGUUCAAAUUUCAUUUUUUGAGUCCUGUUUCUAAUUAUAAGGGGACAUUUUGAUCUCCUAUCAGCCUUUCAUGUUUUGCCACGGGUAAAAUGGACAUUCAUGGAACUACUACUGAGAAGGGAAAGUUGUAUGUUUGCAUCAUAUAUACCAGAAAACUUUUCCCUGCUCCCUCCUUUUAACUUAUUUUAUACAAUGUAUAUAUCAAAUAAAAUAACUUUUCAAAUAUAGUUUAAUAACACUUUAAAUUAGAAGUGUUUAUCUUCACCUGAAAAGGUAAUUGCUAUGCCAUACAUUCAGAGUGCCCCCUGCCCCACAAGGCUUUGACAUGAUUAACAAGUGACUUGUUAGUCUUGCAAAUAAUUCAUGCAUUAACAAUUUAAGAUUUAGACAGUGGUUAAUUGUAGUUCUUAUUCUCUAAUGUUAUAUCAUAUGUAAUUUAAAACUAUUUAAGACAAGUUUCCUGUAUACCUCUCAGUUGUUUUUAUUUUUGUUUCAUCAUGAUAGAGCUGCUGUUUCCUUUCAAAUGGCAUUAUUGUGUGAAUUAAUGCAAAGUAGCCACAUCCAGCUGUGCAGCAGCUUCAGACAAACCUGACCCCAAAGUUCCCAGUAGCCAGGCAUGAUCAGAUUGUAAUGGUUAUUUGCAGCUCACAAUUAUCAGUACUUUUUUCAGGAGCUAGUUAUGAAAAGGUUAAAAUUGGUCUGAGUAUUUUAAGGACAUUUGUAUGUAUGUUUAUUCAGUAUACUUACAUAAAAAAUUGUUUUACCUUCAGACAAAACUGAGUAAUCAUGACAGCUAUCUUUUGUUUUUUUAUAAAGUUUAUUUCUCAAGAAAAGGGGAACAAAUUUUAGAUUUGGUCAUCUUUUUACUAAAGAUGCCUGAAGUCACAGGUUUUAUAGCGGAACACAAGUUAUUACUUUUAGCUGUGAGAUGGGAAGCAGAAUGAGAUACUGCCUGUGGUUAUCCCAUCUGCACAUUAGGCUGAAAAUGGCUUGCAGAGUUAUAAUGCUGUAGACUCGAAGAGGAAGGUACAGGUUCGCAUGAAUUAGCUGGUGAAACCAUUGGGAACUCAGUGCCUGUGAUCUACUCUAUUCUUUGGCAGUAAGUACAUUCUCUAACCCUUCCCCACUUUCUGUUCUAGAAUGUCAGUGCAGUGCACUGCAGCUGUUUUAGUCAUUUGGCCAUAGACUCUUUCUAACAGCUGCAUAUUUCUGUAUACUAAUUGCAUUGGCAGCAUUGUGUCUUUGAUCUUGCACACUAGCUUGACAUAGUGCUGUCUCUGAUUUCUAGGCUAGGUACCUAAAGUAUGAAUUUUCCAUAGAAUAUGCACUGAUACUUCAUUGCCAUUCUUCUAUGGAAAGAAAACUUUUGAUGAUGAAACAAUAAAGAUUUUAAAUA